GGCGUCUUGAUGCUGUCUCUCGGAGCUUUGGCUGCAGAUAAUUGGCCUUACCAAACAUUCACCACUGCUCCGUGGCGAGUCCCCCAGCUGAAUAUCAACGAAACGGGAGAUGUGGGCCAGGGAUACAUUUUUCUUGCCCUACAGGGCGAGCAGGCCUCGUCCGUUGGCCCUACCAUCUAUGACGGCAAUGGCGAUUUGGUCUAUCAGGGGUCGCAUGCCAAUGCGAGAGGUUUCAGGGUGCAGAAUGUAGCAGGUCAGGACAUGAUCACAUUCUGGUCUGGCCAGUAUGUCGACCCGGGAUACGGCUAUGGUACUGUUCAUGUCCUGGACAAUGCCUACAACGAGUUAUACACCAUUACUCUGAAGGACAACUACAUCACGCCCGAUGGCCAAACCAAGCUUUCCUAUCUAGACGCCCAUGAGCACCACGUAACGGCCCGGGAUACUAUUCUUGUUCCUGUCAUUAACGUCACUGAACAUGACCUCAGUGCCGUUGGAGGACAGCCUGGUCACUAUGUGGCUGGUUGUCUUUUCUAUGAGAUCGAGGUGAAGUCCAAUGACAUUUUGUACUCAUGGAAUGCCCUUGACCACAUUCCUAUCGAAUUGUCGGAGGUAGAUCUUACCGGCACAGGCACUCGCGAACUGCCGUUUGAUCCCUACCAACUCAACGCAAUUGCUCCGACAGCGCAUGGCUUUUUAGUGUCUCUGCGAGGAUUCUCCUCUGUCUUUUAUCUCAACAGGGAUGGUUCGGUCCGGUGGCAACUUUCUGGCAUCAAUGGUGGUGACUUUGAACUCGACGAGGUCAGUUUCUCGUGGCAGCACAACACACGCGUGUAUGACGAAACCGAUGAAAGCUUGACACUUAGUUUGCUCAGCAAUGCAAACAACGACCAUGAAAGUAAUGGCGAGAGUAUUGCAAUGAUCCUACACGUCGAUCUUAUCAAUCGCAAAGUUUCGACCAUCCGUGAAGUGUCUGACCCGAAUGACCCGAUCCAUUCCAAAAAUGGGGGAAGUCUCCAACUUCUAGAUCCAGCCACAUCGCAGUCUCGUCUCUUUGUUGGUUAUGGCGAUGUUCCCGAGUUGAAAGAGUAUGGUAGUGAUGGCAAGGUUGUUUUCUCCGUUCAAUUUGGUCAUCCCGGCCAUAUUGGAUCUUCCAGCGCCUCCAAGUCCCGAUGGAGGGCCACGCCGUUUUGGAAACCGACAGGGGUAGCCAAGAAAAUAUCGGAUUUUGCUUCCGAUGUAUACAUGAGCUGGAACGGGGCAACGGAGUAUGAUAACUGGGCCAUUUACUCUGUUCCAUCGCAGGACUCCGACGAGACCACUUUCCUCACAUCGCAGAGGCGGGAUGGCUUUGAGACGAGAAUCAGCAUUCGUGUUACAGAUUUCUCGUACAUUCGAGUGGCGGCCAGACAGGGACAAGUAUCGCUUGGUAUUUCGGAUGCUAUCGAGCUGUGAGAUUAGAUUGUGAGUCAAGUAAUACUUGAUUGGAACGUUAUUGACGACUAAGAACACAUGUGAUGAGUUAAGAUGGAAUGAACUUAUGGCCGGAAGAAUGAUAUUAGACCAAUGCAGCUUCAAGACACAAUGCAAUGACAAUAGUUCGAGACCUUGGUACUCCGUAGAUCGAUC
This is a messenger RNA of Aspergillus steynii IBT 23096, 1629 nucleotides long. Its product is annotated as arylsulfotransferase family protein. The transcript has 2 exons. Bases 10 to 1455 code for a protein of 481 amino acids. The record is from RefSeq and is a predicted model, not a curated record. Lineage: Eukaryota; Fungi; Ascomycota; Eurotiomycetes; Eurotiales; Aspergillaceae.